Messenger RNA from Megalops cyprinoides (Indo-Pacific tarpon), 1208 nucleotides. It is a transcript of the gene znf367, whose product is annotated as zinc finger protein 367. Gene Ontology annotation, cellular component: transcription regulator complex; PcG protein complex. Gene Ontology annotation, molecular function: DNA-binding transcription factor activity, RNA polymerase II-specific; RNA polymerase II cis-regulatory region sequence-specific DNA binding. The transcript has 5 exons. Lineage: Eukaryota; Metazoa; Chordata; Actinopteri; Elopiformes; Megalopidae. The record is from RefSeq and is a predicted model, not a curated record. Gene Ontology annotation, biological process: regulation of transcription by RNA polymerase II. The coding region runs from base 272 to 1195 and encodes 307 amino acids.
CGAUUAGCAAGCUAAUAUUUGUAAUUUCGACGUGUUUUUUUCAACCUUUUACACUUAUUUGCUUGAAAUAAGUGAUCGUAGCGAGGAUACUAGUGUCUGGUUAGCUAGCUAACCUGCUAGCUAGACGUUAAGCGAUACGGGAUUUGCUUGCUACUGUACUUAUCUAGUUGGCAGCUUACUUAUUCAUCAGCUGGUAACUAGUUGGCUGGGUAGUUAUUGGAUAUUUUGUACCCACAUAACUCUAGCUCUUCAUUUUUGUCCUGAUUUAACAAUGGCCGAAAGCAAGCAGCCGCAAGUCAUUUUUUGUAACGAUUCCCCAAAACGAGUUUUGGUGUCCGUUAUCAAAACUACUCCGAUCAAGCCGAGGAUGACUGAGUCGGUUAUGCCGACCAGCCCGGGGUUUAGCGACUUCAUGGUGUAUCCCUGGAGAUGGGGCGAGAACGCCCACAAUGUCACCCUUAGUCCAGGACCGGUGAACGGAGCCGCCUCCCCUACCGGGAGCAACACUGGCAGAGAAGGAGACUUAGCGGCUAGCCCCGAUCAUAUGAAGGAUGGGAUGCGUCGCGGCCGCCCCCGGGCUGACACUGUCCGAGAGCUGAUCAACGAGGGCGAGAACUCGUCCAGCCGAAUCCGGUGCAACAUCUGCAAUCGAGUUUUCCCGCGAGAGAAAUCGCUGCAGGCCCACAAGAGGACACACACAGGUGAGAGGCCUUACCUGUGCGAUUACCCGGACUGUGGGAAAGCCUUUGUUCAGAGUGGCCAGCUGAAGACCCACCAGCGCCUGCACACUGGGGAGAAACCAUUUGUCUGCACCGAAAAAGGUUGCGGUAGCCGGUUCACCCAUGCCAACAGGCACUGCCCCAAGCAUCCAUAUGCCCGGCUGAAGAGAGAGGAGCCCUCCGGGGGGCCGGGGAAGUCCCAGACUGCCGAUAACAAGGCAGUGGCAGAGUGGCUGGCCAAGUACUGGCAGACCAGGGAGCAGCGCUCUGUCCCGCCCAAAGGGAAGAGUCCAGGAAAGGGCGGGGCCGAAGACCAGGAGCAGCAGGACCCCCUGGAGUUCCUCCAGUCGGACGAGGAGGAGGCAGAGGAGCCAGAGGAGGAGAAGAGCGGGGGUGCGGCACGGCGGAGGGAGCAGAGGGACCGUCUCCACGGUGCCCUGGCCCUCAUCGAGCUCGCCAACAACCUGUCUCCCUAACUCUGCCCCCUCA